Molecule: messenger RNA, 2297 nt
Organism: Batrachochytrium dendrobatidis JAM81
Lineage: Eukaryota; Fungi; Chytridiomycota; Chytridiomycetes; Rhizophydiales
Exons: 9
Coding region: 15-2105 (696 amino acids)
Biological process (GO): meiotic cell cycle; cytoplasmic microtubule organization; spindle assembly
Cellular component (GO): spindle pole; gamma-tubulin complex; equatorial microtubule organizing center
Molecular function (GO): gamma-tubulin binding; microtubule minus-end binding
Source: RefSeq, a predicted model, not a curated record
CUCGACGUCCGGAUAUGUUGCAUGAGCUUUUAGCUGGAUUACUGGGAUAUGGCAGUGCCUUGUCUUUGGAUCAUCUUCCUGGUUUACAUCCAUCUGAAAAACAAAUUAUUGUCCAGUUACAAACACUGGGAUCCAAAUAUGUUCUCAUUACCAACUUUGUUCAUACCAUUCAAAAAGGCAUCGACUGUUGCUUAAAACCCACCACUACCGACAAGCAAACGUUUAAUAUUACAGAAAGUAGUCAAAAUGGGUUGUAUUUAAACGCAUUGGCAAUGGGAAUUCAGACAGUUUUGGUUGAACCGUAUCGCACAACUGUAGUAGAUUUAGAACGACAUAUACUGGAUCCAAAUAAUUCUAUUACCCGUGGUGGAGCUACUCCCGUAUCUAUGAUUGCUGCCAUUAUGGAACCUUUUCAGUUACGGUUGGACCAUGUUUUGCAGACAAUUAAAAAAGCUUCAGAUUCAACUCUGCCUGACGAUCAACGUUAUACUGGAAUCCAUAUUUUGGAUUUGUUGCGUGACCAAAGUGUAUGUGGUAUUCCAUCCGUCAAAGAUCUAAUGCACAGAUUGCAUGCUGUUUGCAUGCGAGUAUUUUGUAAACAGCUCAUGUGUUGGAUGAUGUAUGGACUGAUUUCUGAUCCAUAUCAAGAGUUUUUUAUUGUUGCCAAGAAUCAGAAACGUGGUGGAAAUGCAUCUACACACGUUUUGGAUCUGCAAGAAUUAAAGUCCAUGACUUGGACUGGUUUAUUUGAAAUCAGUAAAGAGAAACUCCCGUAUUACAUAUCUAUAGAUCUUGCUGAAACUAUACUAUUUAAUGGGAAAGCCAUGUCCAUCAUAUCUUCAUGCCGACCAGAAUCAGUAAAUGAAAUCAUUCAGCAAUAUACAAACAAAAUUGCAAAUGUAUGCCAAGAAAACAUAUGCAACAUACCAAAUCAAAUACAUGACAUUGUUACUAUAUGCAAAGAUAUGAACAAGCAAGUUACUCGUAUCAUUUGGGACAUUGUUGUAUUGGAGAAACAUUUACCAACACAUUUGAAUGCAUUUCGCGAUGUGUUUUUGGCUGGAAAAGGAGACUUUAUCUUGGAAUUACUGAGUGAAUUUGAUCGUCUUAAACACUCCAUGAACACAACUUUGGUGAACAUAACUAGUCAGGAUGUAAAACAAGUGUUUCACAAGUCAUGGACACGAUGUGAAUGGCCAACAAAUAUGACUGAACACAUCAAGUCGCGAUUCAGCCUUGUUUUGUCUAGUUUACAAUCUUCCACACCUCCGAGCGCAUCUACUCCUCAGAUUGGUACGUAUAGUUCAACACCACCUGAUACUCCAGUAGAAACUUGUCAUUACGCUUCACACAGUCUGGGCGUUCCGCUUCGUCUUGAUUACGAUAUAUCAUGGCCAUUGGAUAUAUUACUCAAUAAGAGUGAUGUUGACAAGUACAGCAACGUGUUUAUGUUUUUAAUGGCGCUGCGAAGGAUUCAUGUGCGACUACAAAGGGUGUUUCGUGAAAGGGGUGUCAAUGUACUACCUUAUCGUCAAAGUGUUUGGACUAUGGAUUUAAUUGAAGUCGAGUUUCAGCAGUUUGUAAACUAUACGCUUGGAAAAAACACCACCGCGAAUCAUGCUGACGAUGUGAGUGCACAUUCUUUAUCUCUUGCAAGUCCAAAUCAUUUGGAACAUACUAGCCCAACGACCUCCAUAAGUGAUGAUAUGCCUAGUUUUGAUGAUAUCCAACGAGCACAUAUGAGAUGUCUUGAACGAAUUUGCUCAGGAUGCUUUCUUGACAAUGGAUCGAUUGUUGGUUUGGCAAUACGCGAGGCUAUAGAUUUAUGCGAUGGGUUGUGCGGACUUACCGAGCGAAUAGAUCCACAUGGUAAUGGGCGAUCAGAACAUGUGUUGAACGGGGACAUGUCUGCAUAUCAAGCUAACAUGGCAGCUGAAAUUGAAUCGAUUGGUCAGCAAUUCGAAACACGGGCAUCUACUUUAUUUCAAGCUGUCUCGAGUGUCCAAGGUAUGCAUGCAGCCAAGUCAUUGGGUCAACUUCUUAUCCGUCUUGAUUUCAAUACGGCCGAUUGCACAUUUUCUCAGGGUGGAAUGAUGGCUAGAUGAUUUAGUUUACAACUGUGUAAAGAUUGCUUAAGCAAAAUAGCGAGUUUGACAAACCAUCAGAAUGGGUUGGGUUGAAGCCGUUGACGGGUUGUAGAUCUAGUACUGAGUUGUAAUGUGGUGCAAGGAUUGUAAAGCUCAAUGUCUUGGCUUCAAUCACUUUUGUCUAUGAAUAAAUUGAGAAUCAUUACUAGC